This is a messenger RNA of Trichomycterus rosablanca, 1191 nucleotides long. Its product is annotated as zona pellucida-like domain-containing protein 1. The record is from RefSeq and is a predicted model, not a curated record. Gene Ontology annotation, cellular component: cell surface. NCBI's taxonomy places the organism in Eukaryota, Metazoa, Chordata, Actinopteri, Siluriformes, Trichomycteridae. Bases 1 to 1191 code for a protein of 396 amino acids. The transcript has 10 exons.
AUGCUGCAGUUGCUCAGUCUCUCAGUGCUAGCUGUGGUUAUACAGCCGGCCCUCUCCAGCUAUAACUGCUCCUCCCUGUACAACAGGGUGCCAGACAACAGUGACCUGAGGGUGGACUGUGGUGUCAGCGUCAUAACUCUGGAGGUUAACGCGUGUACGGCACAGUGGGCAGGCUUCAACCCGGGUAAUCUGUCCUUGAAUGGUCAGCACAACAACAGCCUUUGCAAAGGGACCAUAGACACCAGCGUGGAUCCGCCGGUCAUCCAUUACCAACUGCCUGUUAAUGACAGCCAUGGCAAUCCGUGCCGAGAGUCCAUGCUGAUCGUAAACGAGGUUCCUAGCGCCUCUGGACCCUUCAGCCAGUUCUCCACCAUCCAGUCGGUCAUCAUCAGUGGCUACAUCGACACGCCCAGCUCCUCAGUGGGAGUCAUCAGCUAUGCCACAGAUCUCUUCUAUCGCUUCACCUGCCGUUACCCUUUGGAGUACCUCAUUAACAACACCAAGAUAGUGGCAUCAUCCGUGUCAGUGGCCACCAAGGAGAAAAAUGGGAGCUUUAUAGAUACCCUCAGCAUGAGUGUGUACAAUGACACCACGUUUUCACAUUCACUGGACGUUCCAUCUAAUGGACUACAGUUGCGUACUCAGGUCUAUGUUGAAGUCAAAUCAGUGAAUCUCAGUGGGAACUUUAAUCUUCUCCUGGAUCACUGCUUUGCAACUCCUUCACCCUACAAUUUAACCAACAGAGAGAAACACGACUUCUUCACUGUGUGUACCGCUGAUUCAAAGGUUUCGGUACUGAACAACGGGCGCUCCAAGAAUGCCAGGUUCUCGUUUGAGGCGUUUCGCUUUGUGGAGCAUCGUGAUCUAGAGAAAUCCUCCAUCUUUCUUCACUGCUUUCUGAGGCUGUGUGAACCUGAUAAGUGCCAGAACAUUCUCAGCAGUUGUAACAGAAGAAAGAGAGCUGUUACUGUUGAAAGUGGAGAACCUACCACAGCUACUGUUACUAUGGGGCCGUUAUACACAGCUGCCAUGACCUCUGAUCCGACUCCUGCUGCCUAUGCUGGAGGAACUAAGGAGUCUAAUAAAGCCCAUGACAACGUGUCUGGUGUGGUGCUGGGAGCCAUAUUCGCCUCUGCUGGUGCGCUGAUGCUGGUUCUGGCUGGAUGGUUCACUAUGAAGAAGUUUUGCUAA